Chlamydomonas reinhardtii is the source of this 1383-nucleotide messenger RNA. RefSeq lists its product as uncharacterized. Gene Ontology annotation, molecular function: threonine-type endopeptidase activity. The record is from RefSeq and is a predicted model, not a curated record. Gene Ontology annotation, cellular component: proteasome core complex; HslUV protease complex. NCBI's taxonomy places the organism in Eukaryota, Viridiplantae, Chlorophyta, Chlorophyceae, Chlamydomonadales, Chlamydomonadaceae. The transcript has 8 exons. Bases 103 to 849 code for a protein of 248 amino acids.
CUCAACACCGCUGCGCUGUACUUAGCUUUGGAGAACCUCGUUAAGAACCUCGUGGGUUCCAUCUUGCAUCUGCGCUCCGACUGAGCCAUCUCCAAGCAGAGGAUGCUUGCUGGACUGGCAGCGCUGCGCAGGACUGCGCAGUGCAGCGAUGCAUUGUUAGCGGCAGCGGCGUGUGCCGGCCGACCAGGUGUGUGGGGCCAGCUGUCUGGCCAUGCAUCCUCAAGCCGUCCGUCUAGCACCUACACGCGCCCCGAGACGCACUCCACGACCAUCCUGUGCGUGCGCAAGGAUGACAUGGUGGUCAUGAUUGGCGACGGGCAGGUGUCGGUGGGCUCAGUGUCGGUCAAGCCAAACGUGCGCAAAGUGCGCCGCAUCGGCGAGGGCGUGGUGGCGGGAUUUGCAGGCUCGGCGGCGGAUGGCCUUUCCCUGCUGGAGCGGCUAGAGAUGAAGCUGGAGGAGCACCCAGGGCAGCUGCUGCGUGCAGCGGUGGAGCUGGCUAAGCAGUGGCGGCAAGACAAAGCGCUUCGCUUCCUGCAGGCGGAGCUGCUGGUAGCGGACGCGAGCACGACGCUCACCAUCUCCGGCAACGGCGAUGUUCUGGAGCCUCAUGACGGAGUGAUGGCCAUUGGCAGCGGCGGCAACUUCGCUCUGGCCGCGGCGAGGGCGCUCAUGGACGUGCCAGAGAUGGAUGCAAUGACCAUUGGCACCAAGUCGAUGAAGAUUGCGGCCGACAUGUGCAUCUACACCAACGACAACUUCACCAUCGAGAGCAUUAACCUGAGCCUGCCGGGCGCGGCGGGCGGCAGCGGCGCGGCGGGCGCGGCGGGGGGCAUCACGCACUACCCCUAACGACGUUCAGGAUGCGGGUGCCGAUGGCAGGCAGCUUGAUUGGGGCGUGGUACUGUGAGGACGUGCACGUGCACGUCUCAUGUGUCUGCAUGUGUAUGUGUGUGUGAGUGGCUGAGGGGAAGAUGUGUGUUUGUGAUGUACCAGUAGCCGGUUGGUGGGGCCUGAGGUGCGGGUGUCCUCCCUUGCGGCAGUCGAUCCCUAGAGUGGGUUCGCCUUCGCUGUGCCUUUGGGUGUGGAGACGGACCUUGUGCUGCGUGGGUUGCAAUUCUUAACCCCCCUGGGUGAUAUGAUCUGUGUAGCUGGUGAGUAUGCUACAGUCAAGCGCUAGGACUUGUGUAUUGAGGGGGGUAACGGGAAAUCCGCGUGUCGGCAAAGGCAGACCGUCCAAGUCACCCGCGUUUCCACACCCAAGUCAUUGCGCAACGAAUUGCUCAAGUGACGUCACCACCGACGAAUUGCUCCGAAAAUCAAACAACCGAAUGGUCACUGAGCUGGGAGGUGGAAGAAAGCCGAAAGCUGGGAAAAAAACCGCCA